GGAAUCAUCAUCAAAACUGGAUGAGGGAAAAAUAAGAAACUCAAACAGAGGUAAAAAUGUUGAUUAAGUUGAUGAUGAUUCGGAUAAAGAGACUCACUACUUCAGGGGAGGGUUGAUUGUGGUGGUGGUGGAGGUUUAACUUGCUUAACUUUCCACCACCACCACCACCAUGAUGAUGAUGAUGAUGAUGGGUAAUCAGUUUUAAUUGUGACUGUUUCCUUACUCUAAUCAUUUCUUAUUCUUGUUUCUUUUUUCAACCAACAGUCACUAUCUUAUUGUUUUGCUUGUUUUCUUGUUGAUUUUGUUUAAUCACUUCUCUUAUACUUGUACUUGGGAUUUAAAUUGUUUGUGUUUGUAUUUCAUAGUAAUCAACUGAUUGUCAUUAGAAACAAUGGUUUAUGAUGAGGUAAACAACAUCCUAAAUGAUCAACAAUUAGAAUCCAAACCAACUUAUUUAGGGUUUGAUUUCAGCACGCAACAGUUGAAAGCCAUUGCCAUUGAUGAUUCAUUGGAGAUAAUUCAUCAAGCAAUUGUUCAAUUUGAUUCUGAUUUACCAGAAUUCAGGACCCAUGGAGGUGCCAACAAGCGGGAGGGAGGCAAUGAGGUGACUGCACCGCCCUUGAUGUGGGUUAAGGCCCUUGAUAUGGUGCUUGAGAGACUGAAAAUUUCUGGCCUUGACUUUGGUACCGUUCAAUCAAUCAGUGGAACAGGUCAACAACACGGGUCCGUUUAUUGGAGAAAAGGUUCAAGGGAAAAAUUAAAGAACCUUAAUUCAGCCAAAUUCUUACACCAUGAACUUCAAGAUGCUUUUGCACUUCGAGAUUCACCAAUUUGGAUGGACUCAUCGACGACGGAACAAUGUAAUGCUCUUGAAAAAGCGCUUGGUGGGCCUGAAAAGUUGGCAGCGAUAACUGGAUCCCGAGCCUAUGAACGAUUCACUGGAUCACAAAUCGCUAAAAUUGCUUCGACUCGACCUGAAGUGUACAAUUCAACCGAGCGAAUAAGUUUGGUCAGUUCGUUUGCUGCUUCUUUAUUUCUCGGUGAUUAUGCUCCGAUUGAUCUAUCUGAUGGAUCCGGUAUGAAUCUUUUGGACAUUUGGUCGGGCAAAUGGUCACAAAUCUGUUUGGAUGCGAUAGCACCUGAAUUACGCACUAAAUUGGGCGAUGAAGUCGUUCCAACGGCCACAGUGGUCGGUAAAAUUUCAAGUUACUAUGUUGAUCGAUACGGUUUCCCAGAGAAAACUUCAAUCGUCGCAUUUACUGGGGACAAUCCGGCUUCUUUGGUGGGUAUGGUUCUGGACGAAGGAGAUAUUGGUGUUAGUCUGGGUACAUCAGACACGGUCUUUCUCUCUCUUCGAAAUCCAAAGCCAACUGUCAACUGGCAUAUUCUUGUCAAUCCAAUCAACCCGUCUGAUCAUAUGGCCUUAUUAUGCUUCAAAAAUGGUUCUCUAACCCGAGAAAGAAUUCGAAAUGAAACAGCCGAAGGAAGUUGGACUAUCUUCAACGAACUUAUUGAAUCAACACCUCGAGGUAAUUUCGGUAACAUUGGUUUUUACUUCGAUUGUACUGAAGUUUAUCCUCUAGUAAAAGGAGACUUUCGAUUCAAUAAAUUCAACGAAAGGGUCGCUCGACUUUCCAAAGAGGUCGAAGCUCGAGCUUGUAUUGAAGGUCAAUUCUUACGACUCCGUCUCCAUGCAGCUUCUUUAGGAUAUACUGAGAUUACCGAUUCCUGUAUAAAAGUGACCGGUGGAGCUUCGGCCAAUAAAACUCUUCUUCAAAUCUUAUCCGAUGUUUUUAACAAGCCAGUUUAUCGACAAACAAUGGCCAACUCAGCCUCUUACGGAACCGCACUAAUGGCCAAAUACGCUUUGAUCGGAGAUAAAAUAAGUUUCAAAGAGAUGACAAGUAGCCUGAAGAUGUUCAGCUUGGUUUGUGUACCAUCAAAAGACGCUCAUUCCAUUUACACUCCUAUGGUUGAAAGAUACAAGAUUUUGGAAGAAAAAAUCAAAUCAGAAUCAGAACAAUAAUCUCACAUGAAACUGAAAUUGAAACUAAUUUUCACCUUUUCUUUUAAAAUCAACUGUACGAAACUGUAUCACACUUGAUGUUUUUCAGCAGAAAAUGAAACCAUUCACAUUUUUGACAAAAUUAGUUGACAUUUAUUAUCAAUGCAAGAAAAAAGCAAAGCUUAUUUUUAUCCUCUUACACUUUGUACCAAAAAAAGACAAAUAAAUUGAUAACAAUUUAAAUUUGA
This is a messenger RNA of Panonychus citri (citrus red mite), 2253 nucleotides long. Its product is annotated as xylulose kinase-like. Bases 392 to 2026 code for a protein of 544 amino acids. Gene Ontology annotation, cellular component: cytosol. The transcript has 4 exons. Lineage: Eukaryota; Metazoa; Arthropoda; Arachnida; Trombidiformes; Tetranychidae. The record is from RefSeq and is a predicted model, not a curated record. Gene Ontology annotation, biological process: D-xylose metabolic process; xylulose metabolic process. Gene Ontology annotation, molecular function: D-xylulokinase activity.